AACAGAAGCAAAAUGUGAAACGUGGAAUGUGUCCAAGCAUCGAACUUUUAAACAACAUCUAACAUAGCAAUGGAUUACUCCAAGUUUAUGGAUGACAACUUUGAUGCAAAAGAAUGGGUGAAUUCUGCAUUUCAGUCACAACCAGACCCUAACAUUCCAAAAGAUCAAUAUGCGACUACACUGGUGAUGAAACUUCAGAUGUUCAUACAAGAAGUGAACAACGUUCUGGAGGAGGCGGGCCAGCAGGCUCUACAGAAUCUACCCCGUGUCGUGCGGGAGGUGGAGGCCGUGCGGCAGGAAGGCGCUCUCUUACAGGAUCAGAUGAGAACCGUGAAACAGGACAUACAGAACGUGGAACAGAACACGGCUCAGUCUAUGCAGGUGUUGCUGAAGUUAGAUGGGAUCAAAUCGCGAAUGAAAACAACAGCUGAUGCACUGACAGAAGCGGACAACUGGACGACGUUGAGUGCUGAUAUGGAGGAAGUGUUCCAGUCUCAGGACGUACAUGCCAUCACCGACAAGUUGAGUAGAAUGCAGCAAAGUCUGCAAAUGUUGGUGGACACCCCGGACUAUGGCGAGAAGUGUCAGCACCUGGAGAAGCUGAAGAACCGACUGGAAGCCUUGCUCAGUCCACAGCUCGUGAAGGCCUUCAACAGCCAGUCACUAGAGUCGGCACAAAUGUACAUGCGGAUCUUUGAGACGAUUGAUCGACUGCCGCAGCUUUACAAGUACUAUCACAAGUGUCACAAGGGCCAGCUGCUGCAGGCAUGGAGGGACAUUCUAGAGAUGAAACAAGACAACAAUCCGGUGGAAUGCAUCGUUGACUUCUACGAUCACCUGUCCAGUACCUGGCACACUCAAAUCAAGUGGUGUAUGCACGUGUUUGAUGACUCAGUGCCGAUUGUCUGUGAUCUUCUAUCGGAGUCACUUACCUCCCUUGAUCCAUCCUUCUCAUCUUGCUUCACCCGUCUGCUUCAACAAAGGGAGAGCACUCUGGACGCUCUAAUAGAACUAAAGCAGAUUUCAGAACGGUUUGCUCGAAGUAUGGAAAAUGCUGUAGAGUUGCAAAUGGAAGACAACCUAAAGCAUGAACAGUGCUUGGAGAAACUUCUCCGGAUGAUCCUGGCUCCAUACCGACCAUAUCUACAGAAGUACCAGACCUUUGAAGAAGUGGCCCUGGACAGAGAUCUCAACAACAUUCCACUGGAUCACAUGGAGGUGAUGGAUACCGUACAACUGCUGGGAGAAUCCGUGAAUAAACUAUUCAAUGCUGCCAAUCAGGCAAAUGAAAGAUGUCAAAAGUUAACAAAUGGAUUCUGCUAUGAGGGGCUUUUGGCAGCAAUCAAGACGUAUUUUACCAACUACUGCCAUGAGUUCCAUCGCGUCCUUGGCAACAUCCGUGAGAAGUGUCGCACGAGCCAUGUCACCGACUCUGAAGACUGGUCCAACUUCCAGCAUUCUCUUCGAAUAAUCCAGACGUGUGGUGACUUGAUCACACACACUGAACAGCUGGACGAACUCCUCAUCAGCAGUAUACUCCACAGUGUCGGAAAAUACCUUGGCUCCUCGUCUCCAACCAAAGACACCGUCAAAAAGUGCAGUUUGCGGAGAUCCACGCUCCAGUUCCAGGCAUCUUUGUUUCUUGAUGACGAAUCGGCUAUAGCAGCUCUGGAAACCAUGGUUACAAGUCUGGAGGAAGGUGACACGCCAUCCGUGUUGACAGAUGUCAAGGCCCAGAUGAGUCGACUGAGUGAAGAAGUGCACAAGUUUGGCUUUGACAUUGUCUUCGCUCAGCUGCAGAAAUACCUCAGUAACCUCUCUAACAUGGAGAUAUGGACAUCUCACAGUGCCGGUGGAGCCAUGACCUCUGACCUCCCAACCUUCAGUAUCUCACCACAGGAGUAUAUAACAAAGAUAGGUCAAUACCUGAUGACACUGCCUCAGCAUCUUGACCCAUUCACUCUGCAGGACAGUUCGUCUCUCACUGUUGCACUGAAACAUGGAAAACUGCUGUAUACAGAUGAACAAGAAAUGUCUGAGCAUUUGGCUGAUCUAUGGCUCGAAUCGGUUGCCAAGGGAACGAUGCACAUGUUUUCUGAAGAAAUCAUCAAAAUUCAUCAGCUGACCCCUCACGCCACCAAACAGCUCAUCACUGAUAUCGACUAUCUCAACAAUGUGUUAGAUGACUUAGGAAUUCAGAUCUCCGAUACACUGCGCAAUAUUGACACUCUGCUGCAAGCGAAACCCGAGGAAUUCACCGACAUUGCAGAAUCAGCGCCGCAAAGAAUUGCUCAUGCAAUUGCAGCAAUGAGAGAGAUAGAAUUGUAACUGUUUCUCUGUGUAGGACCCGAGUGGGUGGGUGGUGGUGGGUGGUGGUGGUGGG
Molecule: messenger RNA, 2383 nt
Organism: Gigantopelta aegis
Lineage: Eukaryota; Metazoa; Mollusca; Gastropoda; Neomphalida; Peltospiridae
Product: conserved oligomeric Golgi complex subunit 7-like
Exons: 23
Coding region: 70-2328 (752 amino acids)
Biological process (GO): Golgi organization; retrograde vesicle-mediated transport, Golgi to endoplasmic reticulum; intracellular protein transport
Cellular component (GO): COG complex
Source: RefSeq, a predicted model, not a curated record